Molecule: messenger RNA, 1149 nt
Organism: Zophobas morio
Lineage: Eukaryota; Metazoa; Arthropoda; Insecta; Coleoptera; Tenebrionidae
Exons: 3
Coding region: 1-1149 (382 amino acids)
Biological process (GO): sensory perception of taste; chemosensory behavior; male courtship behavior
Cellular component (GO): neuronal cell body; dendrite; axon
Source: RefSeq, a predicted model, not a curated record
AUGAAAAUUAGUCCUUCUUCUGGCCAUGAACAACUUAGUGGCAAAAAAAUCGUCAGAUUUUUACAACCAGUAUGUCAAGUUAUGGGGUUAACAGUUCCAGAUCUUUUUAACUACUGUGGCUUAGCCGUGUUUUACCUUAUAUAUUCAUCACUAAUUUGUAUACUUUUGUUCGCUUUGUGUAUUUAUUCUUUAUAUUUUAAAGUGCUACACUUUUAUGGUAAUAUCAUUUUGACCGCAGCAAUUUUAGAUGCGAUUACCGCAGUAGGAACUACAGCUACCACUACUGUCUCUAUCCUCUUGGCAGUUGUCUUUCAAAGAAGAAAAAUAGUAAAAGUGUUUAAGGAUUUAAUGGAAAUCGAGAGAAUGUUAAACGAAAAAUUCGAAUGUACUUGUAAGUUGGAAGAUAAGGGUCUACUCAUACAAUUUGGGUGCUUGGAAUUUAUAAUUUUAUCCUACACAAUUUUUGAAUCUGCGUUCAGGAUACAAACGCAUGGGUUGUUUCGUUACACUUGGUCAGUUGAUAGAUAUUUAAAUCUAUUUAUGAUUUCUUUGAUAGUAAUGCAAGUUCAGUUUAUCUCUACAGUUAUAAAACAGUAUUUUGGUUUUGUCAAUGACAAAAAUUCUAACGGAAAAUACGGAGCCGUGAAGACCAAGUUUUUUCUUAAAAUAUAUGAUAGACUUUGUGAUGUAAUAGACUUAACUAGCAAAUCACAUGGAAUACAAAUUGCUGCAAUUAGUUUCAUCAUUAUUAUAUGUCUAAUUCAAAGCAUGAAUUUAUUGAUGAAGUUUGCCUUAGGAAUUGACAUAAGCACAUCUGGGUGGAACAUUGGUUUUUUGAUAGCUGAUACGAUGAAUUCUGUUAUUUUUAUUAUGUUUGGGGUGAUAGUGGCAAUUUGCUGUGAGCAAGCAUCUAACGAAGCCAAUAACACUUCCAUAAUUUGUUAUAAAAUUCUUUUGAACUACCCUUCGUAUCCAAAAUCACAUGAUGAAGAUAUUACAAGAAACGAACUCAUGCUAUUGGCAGAGCAUUUGAGCCAAAGAAAAAUCAAAUUUUCGGCUGCAGGAUUGUUUGUAGUUGACCACACAAUGUUAUAUAUGAUUUUCGGUUCUAUUGCGGCUUAUUUAGUUAUUGUUUUACAGUUUAAAUAA